AUGAAGGUGUUCGUCCUCUUGGCUCUCAUUGCUAUCGCUCAAUGCGGAUAUCCAACGGCUCAGAACAGCUACCCAACUCCGCCACCGCAAAACGCGUACCCGGUGGCUCCAAGCUAUCCAACCAAACCUUCAUAUGCUGCUCCACCACCACCACCAGCUGACAGCUACAUCCAGAAGCCGAGCUAUGAUGUCGCCGCUUCUCCAAGCUACUCCGCCUCGGAUAACACGGUGUCGACUGAUUCGGACUCGAUGAGCCAAGGCUCGCGGAGCUCACAACCGCAAGUUCAAGCCGCGUCGAGCCCUUCGUCCAAUCCGUCGCAUGCACAAGAAGGCUAG
This is a messenger RNA of Caenorhabditis bovis, 336 nucleotides long. The record is from the annotation of a GenBank genome assembly. NCBI's taxonomy places the organism in Eukaryota, Metazoa, Nematoda, Chromadorea, Rhabditida, Rhabditidae.